AUCUAAUAUUACGCGUCAACCUGGACGCAGGCCACACACCAUGGCUCAUGAGGACGACGACGUCGAGACCCAAUCAGGUCCCAAUGAAAACACAUCUCUACUGGCAGGAGAGCAGCCAGACCAUUCUCCGCAGGAACAGCAAGUGAACGAGAAGAAGUCCACCCAUUGGGUUUUGUGGAGGAUCGUCUGGGCUCUGGUCGCGGCUCUAGUCCUUGUCGUGUUCAUCAAGGGCUGGAUCGAUGCCGACGGCGAUGUCAAUUUUGAUCUUAAGGCUGCGCUCAGAAAAGCCCUGGGAGGCGGUUUGAGUGGCGCGGCGGCAAUGGUUCUGCAGGUGUUGCUCCUGAUGCCUCUCCGAACAAUCAUGAACUAUCAGUACCGCUUCGGAACAUCCUUCUCUCAGGCCACGCAGAUUCUCUACGCUGACGGUGGACUUGGUCGAUACUACUCGGGCAUCGGAGCUGCACUUAUUCAAGGCCCCGUGGCAAGAUUCGGAGACACGGCUGCCAACGCCGGAAUCCUGGCGCUGCUGCAGUCCAACUCGUACCUGAAGAAUCUGCCCUCGCUCGCAAAGACAGUCUUUGCCUCCCUCUGUGCCGCCGGCUUCCGCAUGAUCCUCACCCCCGUCGACACCCUCAAGACGACCCUCCAGGCGCAAGGCUCCCACGGAACCGCCCUCCUCCGAAAACGCAUCAAGGAGCACGGAAUCGGGACUCUAUGGUGGGGAGCGUUUGCCACCGCGGGAGCGACUUUUGUCGGACACUACCCCUGGUUUGCCACGUAUAACCUCCUGACCGAAGCCAUCAAGGAGCCACCGAAAAGCGAGCUGUUCCUGUGGCUGCUGCGCCUGGCCUUUAUCGGGUUCAUCGCCUCCAUCAUCUCGGAUUCCGUGUCCAACUCUUUGAGGGUAAUUAAGACCUACCGCCAGGUCAACGACACCAAAGUCUCCUACGGAGAGGCCGUGCGGCUGGUGGUUCGGGACGACGGAGUAUCGGGGCUGCUGGGGCGCGGCCUGAAGACACGCAUCUUGAGCAACGGCCUGCAGGGACUUCUGUUUUCCAUUUUGUGGAGGCUCUUUUUGGAUCUGUGA
Molecule: messenger RNA, 1087 nt
Organism: Trichoderma reesei QM6a
Lineage: Eukaryota; Fungi; Ascomycota; Sordariomycetes; Hypocreales; Hypocreaceae
Exons: 7
Coding region: 41-1087 (348 amino acids)
Source: RefSeq, a predicted model, not a curated record